This is a messenger RNA of Eptesicus fuscus (big brown bat), 1132 nucleotides long. It is a transcript of the gene MYADML2, whose product is annotated as myeloid associated differentiation marker like 2. NCBI's taxonomy places the organism in Eukaryota, Metazoa, Chordata, Mammalia, Chiroptera, Vespertilionidae. Bases 126 to 1049 code for a protein of 307 amino acids. The transcript has a single exon. Gene Ontology annotation, cellular component: membrane. The record is from RefSeq and is a predicted model, not a curated record.
UCCCUGCCACUGCAGCCACCGGCACCGGCACCGGCAGCGCCCGCUGAAGGAGACAGAGCAGCCACCGCCCGGCAGGAGCCCCCAGGCCGCCAGGAGCAGUGUGAGGCCAGGAGGCGGCCGGUCCGAUGGGCAGCACCAUGGAGCCCCCCGGGGGCGGGUACCUGCACCUGGGCGCGGUGACGUCCCCCGUGGGCACGGCCCGCGUGCUGCAGCUGGCCUUCGGCUGCGCCACCUUCAGCCUGGUGGCCCACCGCGGCGGCUUUGCGGGCGCGCAGGGCGCCUUCUGCAUGGCCGCCUGGGGCUUCUGCUUCGCCCUCUCGGGCCUGGUGGUGGCCUGCGAGGUCACCCGGCUGCACGGCUGCCUGCGCCUCUCCUGGGGCAACUUCACGGCCGCCUUCGCCAUGCUGGCCGCGCUGCUGUCGGCCACGGCCGCGGUCCUCUACCCGCUGUACUUCGCCCGCCUGCAGUGCCUGCCCGAGCCCGCGGGCUGCGCCGCCCGGGACUUCCGUCUGGCCGCCAGCGUCUUCGCCGGGCUCCUGUUCCUGGCCUACGCGGCCGAGGUGGCGCUGACCCGGGCCCGGCCCGGCCAGGUGGCCAGCUACAUGGCCACGGUGUCCGGGCUCCUCAAGAUCGUCCAGGCCUUCGUGGCCUGCAUCGUCUUCGGGGCGCUGGUCCAGGACAGCGGCUACCGGCGCUACGCGGCCACCCAGUGGUGCGUGGCCGUCUACAGCCUGUGCUUCCUGGCCACGGUGGCCGUGGUGGCGCUGAGCGUGCUGGGCCACACGGGCGGCCCCGGCUGCCCCUUCGAGCGCGCCGUGGCCGUGUACACCUUCCUGGCCGUGCUCCUCUACCUCAGCGCGGCCGUCAUCUGGCCCGUCUUCUGCUUCGACCCCAAGUACGGCGAGCCCAGGCGGCCCCCCGACUGCCCCCGGGGCAGCUGCGCCUGGGACAGCCGGCUGGUGGUGGCCACCUUCACCUACGUCAACCUGCUGCUCUACGUGGCCGACCUGGCCUACUCCCAGAGGAUCCGCUUCGUGCCCGCCCUGUAGCGGGGCCGCCGCCCACCUCUGCUCCCGGAUGCUGGGCACCGCGAGGGCGCGGCAGGGGAGGCCCGCACAGCCCCUCAGAGGAC